Engraulis encrasicolus (European anchovy) is the source of this 647-nucleotide messenger RNA. Its product is annotated as eotaxin-like. Gene Ontology annotation, molecular function: chemokine activity. NCBI's taxonomy places the organism in Eukaryota, Metazoa, Chordata, Actinopteri, Clupeiformes, Engraulidae. Gene Ontology annotation, cellular component: extracellular region. The record is from RefSeq and is a predicted model, not a curated record. The transcript has 3 exons. The coding region runs from base 40 to 402 and encodes 120 amino acids. Gene Ontology annotation, biological process: immune response.
UGCACUGCAUUGCACCUACACACAUCAGAAGAUUUGAAGAUGAAGGUCUCCUAUGUUGCUGCUGCAGCCCUGCUUGCCCUGGUGUACUGCUGCUCUCAGGUGCAAUGCCAAAGUUUCACCCUACCAACUGAAUGCUGUUUCGGCUAUUCCAGCAAACAAAUUCCUGCCAAAAGAAUAAAGAGCUAUAAAAUCACCCACCCCAACUGCCGUAAAAAGGCUGUACUGCUCACCACACUCAACAACAGCAAGGUGUGUGCCGACCCAGACGCCAAGCAUACCAAGGAGAUCAUGGAGAAAUUGGACAUGAAGAACUUGUUUGGUACUCUUUCUACGACUGCCAUUCCAACCAACGUUACCAACGUUACCAAUGUGACCAAUGCAACCUAUGUGACCAAGAUAUAAUCCAUGCACCUCAAGUCUACUCCACAACUCCUCUCUUAAAUGAUAUUGACCUUGACCUCUGUACUUAAAAUUGUCUUCUAUUGAAUAUAGUGCCAUGUAGUUGCUUUAUAUACCUUGAAUUAUAUUUUAGCAAUGUGAUGUCCAGACUAAGUAUCGUUAUGUUUGCCUCUGCUUUGUGCCUAAAAAACAAUAGUAAUGACAAUGAUUGUUCUGAAAAGCUUUUUGCACAUGACUCUGUAAUUAUU